Messenger RNA from Aegilops tauschii subsp. strangulata, 1698 nucleotides. RefSeq names its product MADS-box transcription factor 30-like. The record is from RefSeq and is a predicted model, not a curated record. Lineage: Eukaryota; Viridiplantae; Streptophyta; Magnoliopsida; Poales; Poaceae. Gene Ontology annotation, cellular component: nucleus. Gene Ontology annotation, molecular function: DNA binding; DNA-binding transcription factor activity; protein dimerization activity. Gene Ontology annotation, biological process: regulation of DNA-templated transcription.
CUCUGUUCUUUGUACAGACGUGCUUUUCUUUUGCUUUUCUUUGUGAAUGGAUGGACGCGCUUUGGGAAAUUUACCGAUCGACAUACUUAUUACCGUGCGCUGGACCGCUGGCGCUGGUCACGCAGAAACACACGGUCACCGCCGUGUAUCUUAUCGGGGUCACUCACGGUCGGGCCGCGCUUUCGCUUUACGCCGGAAACGGCAAGUUUCCAAGCCCGGAAGGAGGCGCGGUGACCCAAACACGUCCCAGACCGGCAACGCAGCCGCCGCUUUUGUUUUCUUCCACGCGCACCGCAGCAGAGGAUCGGUGACUGGCUUGCUUUCCGGUCGGGCGUGACGGGCGGACCGGUCGCCGUAUUAGCUGACUGAACUGCUACUGCUACAGUCACACGGUACACUGGAGGGGGUCGGGAUCGCUGCCUCGUGGAAGCAGCAGGGUAGUCAAAAAAGCUAUAGUCGCCGCCGAAGCUUCCCGGAAUUUGCACCGCAUUUCGUCUGUACGGCGGCGCGUGGCCACGGACUAUCACUAGAGGAGAGGAGAGCACACCCGAGUUCACAGUUUCAGUCUCAGUUGUUACAGCCUUUGCCUGGAAGGACCAAGAAGAAGAAGAACAGUAUACGUGCCACACAAGGUACUUUAGAAUGCUUCUCCUGCUACGAUCGAGCCCCUUUUGCCGGCACCACGGACUGACUUGCUGCUCGAUCCCUUCUUCUUCUAGCCAAGAGAAGAUGGGGCGCGGGAGGACGGAGAUGAAGAAGAUCCAGAACGAUGUGUCACGGCGGGCCACCUUCGGCAAGCGCCGCCGCGGCCUGCUGAAGAAGGCGCACGAGCUCGCCGUACUCUGCGGCGUCGACCUCGGCCUCCUCGUCUUCGACGACGACGGCGCCGGCAAGCUGUUCGACUACUGCGCCCCUAACACAAGCUGGAGCGAGCUAAUUGAGCGCUACGAGAGCAUCACCAAACACCAGUUCCAGUUCCAGGGCCAGGGGAUACAUCAUGAUGAUCAUCAGCAACCGUCGGCGGAUAUCAUCGCAGGGCUGAGGCGUGAGGGUGACCAUCUGGAGGCCAGCGUGACGAGGCAGACCGGAGAAAACCUGUCAUCCACUGCGACGGCGGCGGAACUCGACGAACUGGAGCAGCGGCUGGAGUGCGUGCUGGGUAAAGUCCGUGAAACGAAGGACAAGUUGCUGGAGCAGCAGUUGGGCGAAUCACACCACAAGGUGCACAUCUUGGAGGACCAGAACAGCUUCCUUCGCCGCCUGAUGGGCGAGGAGGGGCAGCAACGUGCUGCUGUGGAGGCGUCCGCGGUGCCGCCGAAGCUACCGGAGGUGGAGGAGGAGGAAUUGACGACGCUGCGGCUGUGGCCGCGGCAGCUCCCCGACGUGUAAGGCAUAGGCCUCAAGCCCAGCCUGCAACUCUCCAUACUUGAGUUGCCUGUGUGCAUGUGGCUGCGGGUUGCUUGGAUCGAUCACGCCUUAUUUUCAGGAAGUCCUUUGUGAUAGUUGAUAACCUCGGGACGAGACUUGAGGAACCGGUAGAACUCCUCGUCCGGCGGAGAUACUCCACGUAGCCUCGCCCGCUCUUGAGGUGUAAAGUCUGCAAAAAAGCCGUAUUUCUUUUGCACAGACGAGGAGUGGUGUGAGUCGAGUUCCUCGACUCUGGCCUUGAACAGUUGAAACCGCAUGGCCUUCUCUUCC